AUGUUUGAGUCUAACAAAUGCACAAAUUUGAAUGUCAGAAAUGAGGUGUAUUUACCGAACGUAGAAACUUUAUUUGGGAUGCCUGGUACCAUUUUGAAAGCUAGCUCAUUACAAAAUCUCUCCAACUUGAGAGAGCUAUUGUUAUACGAGAUUAAUGACCAAUGUUUAAAUGUCAUAUCUGGUAAAACACCCAUAUCGGAGAAGCUCCAAAAAUUGGAAUUGUGGUUCACUCAGAAGUUUGAGAGGUUAAACUUGUCCCGCUAUGACCGUCUUGCUAGUUUGACUAUUACAGCUGUAUCUUAUUCUCCAUUAAUCAAGCUUGACAUCAUUGAAUUCCCUCCAAACCUUAUCUUCCUUCGCCUUUGGGACAUGAAAUUCACCGAGGAUCCAAUGAAGGAGAAAACAGCUUUCCAGAGCUUCAAGUGUUGUCAAUUUAUGGAUUAUUUCCGGAGUUGA
Molecule: messenger RNA, 456 nt
Organism: Fraxinus pennsylvanica
Lineage: Eukaryota; Viridiplantae; Streptophyta; Magnoliopsida; Lamiales; Oleaceae
Source: the annotation of a GenBank genome assembly